Molecule: messenger RNA, 663 nt
Organism: Lodderomyces pseudojiufengensis
Lineage: Eukaryota; Fungi; Ascomycota; Pichiomycetes; Serinales; Debaryomycetaceae
Exons: 2
Coding region: 1-663 (220 amino acids)
Source: RefSeq, a predicted model, not a curated record
AUGCAAAGGAUAGAUGUAAACGAGAAUGAGAAAAUUCAAUAUAUUCAAAACCUUUUGCGGUCAAAACUAAACUUCUUGACUCGUUCCACAUUCAAAUUCGUUGGUGAUCCCAUUCCUCCUAAUUCCAAUAUAAAUAUUAAGAAUGUGAGUCCUUUGGUCGAUGAAUCAACCACGUCUAAAAUAGAUAAAGACUCAUUAAUAUUCAUAAACGAAACAAAGGUCUUGAAUGUUGAUUACUGUCAUAUCUCAACACUCUCGAAUAGUAUAAUCAAAGUAAAUGGAAAGUCAAUAAAUUUGAAUAAUGCAUACAACUCAUUUGGUUUUAUAUUUUCAUCAGGUCCAUUGUUUUUACAAAAUAUGGAGAAAUGCAUUUUGAUUGCUGGUUGCCAUCAAGCACGAUUACACAACAUCACAGACUCAAUCAUAAUCUUUGAAAACAACGAGAAAGACACUCAAAAGACUGUUAUCAUUGAAAAUUGUCGUAAUGUGAAAUUUAAUUCAGUCUAUGUCGAUGAUUUUGAUCAUCCCACUAAAUUCACAGAGAGUCCCAACUAUCAAAUAUUGCAAGACGAUGUAGUUUCUGAGAUUGAAAACGAGAUAGAAAAAGUCGAAUUGAACGAUUUAACAGGAUUUUUGAAGAGGUUUUUGUCCACCCUGAAUUGA